Molecule: messenger RNA, 930 nt
Organism: Dovyalis caffra
Lineage: Eukaryota; Viridiplantae; Streptophyta; Magnoliopsida; Malpighiales; Salicaceae
Source: the annotation of a GenBank genome assembly
AUGAUUGCCCUGCACAAUGCGGUUGGAGGGCUAGAUACAGAAAAGUUACCGUUUUCAUUAUUUGACCGGAAUGGAAGAUAUGUGCAAGCUCUCUUGACAGCAAACAAGAGGGUUAAUAUGGAGGGAGAGAUUAUUGGAGCCUUCUGCUUCUUGCAGAUUGCAAGUCCUGAGUUGCAGCAAGCUUUGGAAGUCCAGAGACAGCAGGAAAAAAAAUGCCUUGCAAGGAUGAAAGAGUUGGCUUACAUUUGCCAGGAAAUAAAAAACCCUUUAAAUGGUAUACGCUUCACCAAUUCGCUUUUGGAGAACACGGACUUGACUGAAGAUCAAAAGCAGUUUCUCGAGACUAGUGCUGCUUGUGAAAAGCAGAUAUUGAAGAUCAUACGAGAUGUUGAUCUCGAGAGCAUUGAAAAUGGUUCGCUGGAGCUUGAGAAGGCUGAAUUCUUACUUGGGAGUGUGAUAAAUGCUGUUGUUAGCCAAACAAUGCUAUUGCUGAGGGAAAGAAAUCUACAAUUGCUUCGUGAUAUUCCAGAAGAAAUAAAAACACUGGCAGUUUAUGGUGAUCAGGCCAGAAUUCAACAAGUAUUGGCUGAUUUCUUGUUGAAUAUGGUGCGUUAUGCUCCAUCUUCAGCAGGUUGGGUAGAGAUUCAUGUUUGUCCAACACUGAAGCAAAUCUCUGAUGGACACACUCUCGUGCAUACGGAGUUCAAGAUUGUUUGCCCUGGUGAAGGUCUUCCUCCUGAAUUAGUUCAAGAUAUGUUUCAUAGUAGUAGAUGGGUUACUCAAGAGGGCCUAGGGCUCAGCAUGUGCAGGAAGAUUUUAAAGCUAAUGAAUGGUGAAGUCCAAUAUAUUAGAGAGUCAGAAAGAUGCUAUUUCUUAGUUAUCCUUGAAGUACCCAUGCCUCGAAAAGGUGGAAAAAGUGCUUCGAACUAG